Molecule: messenger RNA, 363 nt
Organism: Prunus armeniaca (apricot)
Lineage: Eukaryota; Viridiplantae; Streptophyta; Magnoliopsida; Rosales; Rosaceae
Source: the annotation of a GenBank genome assembly
AUGCUCGUUUCUGGGGCUUUAUGCCUCGUUUCUGGUUUACUUCCCCAAAUCUCCCCCAUUGCAAUCCUUUCGCCGUUGUUCAUUGGCUGCCCUCCGAUCGGUUCAUGCUUUCCUCAUCUAGGUGUACAGGUGUUUACGACUCUAGUGGAGUUGGAGAUUCUCAUGCUGACCAUUACUCAUACCCCCUUUCUACUCGCUCGAUUUGGUUUCAUCUAUUGGCUACUACGUCAAUCCCGCAAAGCGAGAAAUCUCGUACAUCGUGGAAUUUGUGUAGAGCUACGGCAUCGCUACGGCUCGGAUGCUUGCACCACCUCUUUCCAGUCUCAUGGUCCUGUUUCCCUUGCCUUGGGGCUGUUAUUAUAG